GCCCCGCCGCCCCCCGGCCCCGCGCAGCCUCCGCCCCGCCCGCGGCCGCCGCCCGGCCCCGGCCCCGGCCCCGGCCCGGGGGCUGCAGCGGGGCCGGCGCGGCUGAUUCCCCGCCGCCGCCAUGGCCGGGAAGCCCCGCAGCGGCUGCGAGGCGCUGCGGGUGGUGGCCCGGUGCCGGCCCAUGAGCAGGAAGGAGGAGGCCGCGGGCUACGAGCGCGUCCUGGAGCUGGACGUGAAGCUGGGCCAGGUGAGCAUCCGCAACCCCCGCGCCGCGCCCGGGGAGCUGCCCAAGACCUUCACCUUCGACGCCGUGUACGACGCCAGCUCCAAGCAGGCGGAUCUGUACGACGAGACGGUGCGGCCGCUGAUCGACUCGGUGCUGCAGGGCUUCAACGGCACCAUCUUCGCCUACGGCCAGACCGGCACCGGGAAGACCUACACCAUGCAGGGGGCCUGGGCGGAGCCGGAGAAGCGGGGCAUCAUCCCCAGCUCCUUCGAGCACAUCUUCACCCACAUCUCCCGCUCGCAGAACCAGCAGUACCUGGUGAGGGCCUCGUACCUGGAGAUCUACCAGGAGGAGAUCAGGGACCUCCUCGCCAAGGACCAGAGCAAGAAGCUGGAGCUGAAGGAGAACCCCGAGACGGGGGUGUACAUCAAGGACCUCUCCUCCUUCGUGACCAAGAACGUCAAGGAGAUCGAGCACGUGAUGAACCUGGGGAGCCAGACGCGCUCCGUGGGCAGCACCAACAUGAACGAGCACAGCUCCCGCUCCCACGCCAUCUUCCUCAUCACCAUCGAGUGCAGCGAGACGGGGCCGGACGGCGAGGAGCACAUCCGCGUGGGCAAGCUCAACCUGGUGGACCUGGCCGGCAGCGAGCGCCAGAGCAAAAUGGGCGCCCACGGAGAGCGCCCCAAGGAAGCGUCCAAGAUCAACCUCUCCCUCUCUGCCCUGGGCAACGUCAUCUCCGCCCUCGUGGACGGCAAGAGCACACACAUCCCCUACCGGGACUCCAAGCUGACCCGCCUGCUGCAGGACUCCCUGGGCGGCAACGCCAAGACAAUCAUGGUGGCCACCUUGGGCCCGGCCUCUCACAGCUACGAGGAGAGCCUCUCCACCCUCAGGUUCGCCAACAGGGCCAAGAACAUCAAGAACAAGCCCCGGGUGAACGAGGACCCCAAGGACACUUUGCUGCGGGAGUUUCAGGAGGAGAUUGUCCGGCUGAAGGCCCAGCUGGAGAAACGUGGCAUGCUGGGGAAGAAGAGGAGAAGGAGCAGCCGGAGGAAGAAAGCGGCGGAUGGAGAAAGUGCCACGGAGAACGAAGGGGAGGAUGACAACGAGGAAGGCCUGGAGAAGAACAUGGAGAAUUACUUGAAGGAGCAGAAGGAGAGGCUGGAAGAGGAGAAAGCCGCUAUCCAGGAUGACCACAGCCUGGUGAGCGAGGAGAAGCAGAAGCUGCUGCAGGAGAAGGAGAAGAUGAUAGAGGAUCUGCGCAAGGAGCAGGAGGCCACAGAGCUGCUGGCCACCAAGUACAAGGCGAUGGAGAGCAAGCUGCUCAUCGGCGGCAGGACCAUUGUGGACCACACCAACGAGCAGCAGAAGAUGCUGGAGCUGAAGCGGCAGGAGAUAGCCGAGCAGAAACGCCGGGAGCGGGAGAUGCAGCAGGAGAUGAUGCUGCGGGACGAGGAGACCAUGGAGCUGCGGGAGACGUUCACCUCCCUGCAGCAGGAGGUGGAGAUCAAAACCAAGAAGCUGAAGAAGCUGUACGCCAAGCUGCAGGCGGUGAAGGCGGAGAUCCAGGACCAGCACGACGAGUACAUCCGCGUGCGGCAGGACCUGGAGGAGGCGCAGAACGAGCAGACGCGGGAGCUGAAGCUCAAGUACUUGAUCAUCGAGAACUUCAUCCCACCAGAAGAGAAGAACAAGAUCAUGAACCGCCUGUACUUUGACGGUGAGGAGGACCAGUGGAAGUUCCAGCCGCUGGUGCCCACCGGAGGAAGCAGCAACCAGAUGAAGAAGCGGCCGACCUCCGCCGUGGGGUACAAGAGACCCAUUAGCCAGUACGCCCGCGUGGCCAUGGCCAUGGGGUCUCAUCCUCGCUACCGGGCUGAGAACAUCAUGUUCUUGGAGCUGGACCUCUCCCCUCCAGCCAUCUUUGAGUUUGAGCGGAGCAGGGACCCGGCGGAGCAGGACCCCCGGGCUCUCCACCUGGAGAGGCUGAUGCACCUGGACAGUCUCCUGGAGCGGCCGGCGGCCUCGCGGGUGAGGAAGUCCCGCUCCUGGUGCCAGACGCCGCGGUCGCUGCCGUCCUCAACCACGCAUGUGUCCCUCGCCGCCAGCUCCCCGCGCGCCACCACGAUGCCAGCUCAGGAGUGACGUCCCGGAGCCCCUUGUCCCCCGAUGGCCCAGGCCGGGCCCCAGCCGGCAGCAUCUCCACUGGUCCCAGUUCGUCUUUGUCUUCAGCUACUUUGUGUGCUCGUGUGUUUGUGUGAGCUGCUCACGAACAGCCCCCGGGGCGAGGGGAGCUGCCCCCUUCCUCCUGCCCCUUCCUCCCCUAUCCGGAUCUGUCACUUUAUUUAUUUAACGUAUUUAUUUAUGGAGUGGUUGAUGCGCCGAGGCAGGAGGCGCCUUGGGACUGGAGGACGCCCAAGGCGGGCAGCGGGCACCACGUCGAGCACGCCUCGGGGACACUGGGCUCCCCGCCGCCCCGGGCCACCGCCGCAGCCCCCGCGCGUGGCUGGGACAUGGGGACACUGCCGGGUGGUCACUGCUCACCAUCGCACCCCACAGAGCCUGCAGGGGGGGCACGGGCCCUUCUCUGGUGGCUUCGGCAGGCGGUGAGGCUGCCCCGGACACCGGUGAGGCUGCCCCGGACACCGGUGAGGCUGCCCCGGACACCGGUGCUGCGAUUCCAGGCAGUUUGGUGAGUUCUACAAGGAUUUGGGGACUUCGCAGUGGCAGCCUCUCGCGCUCGGCGUGUGAGAGGCCCAGAGGGACUCUCCAACUCUGGUGGCAGCAAUGACAUCUCAUUGACUUCUGGGCACGGCUGGCAGCCAGGAAUGCUGGUUCCAUCCACAGAGAGGACCUGCGGAUUAACCAAACCGCGCUGGUCCUGGUGGUGCCGGGACUUUGUCCACCCGUGCCGCGCUCUGGAGACGGCCAGCCCUGUCCUGUCCCCUUGCCUGGCACCCAGCUCCCGUCCCUAUGAGGGUGUUUAACUCCUUACAGCAAGCACAGGAGGUGGGAAUCUCCGUCCCCUCCCAAAUACGCCCGCAAUCGGGGAGCGAUGCUACCUGAGAGAAUCCAGAGGAGAGUCUCCACCAUCCUGGCAACCGAAGGCAAUGGAGAAAUGCCGGACAAGAUGGAAGAAGAAACGCUGAGCCAGUGUUUGAAGCGGUGAAGGUUUUAACGCUCUAGUGCAAUGACAGUGAUGCCUGGAGCAGGGAUGCCAGCGUCGCUCUCCCCUGGGCUGGGUGGUACCGCGUGGAGGUCACCUCGGGGUUGGGAGAUCUUUCCUGGUGAUGGCGCGGGUCGUGGAGGGACAGACGUGAGUCACGGAUAAGGGGACGAGCCACGAGGCCGUGCUGGCGAUCUGAAACCCGUUCCAGGCGGCAGCGCACGCGGGCGCCCGGACGUGGCUCGGGGUUGCUAAAGGUUCAGCUUUCAGCAGUUGGAUUGAGGGCAGGUGGUCCUUGCUGAAGACCAUCCCUGGCAGGGCCAGGCCAGCAGCUGUGCCUGCCCUGGGAUGGUUUCCAGAUGUGCCGAGGUGGGCAAGAUCCAUUUGUUUGACAAGAUCCUAAUGAAUGAGGGAGAGACCUGCAGGUUGUCGUGGGGGGAUGCGGGUUUUCGGAGGGAUGGACUCUGAGGCCAGGCCCAGGGCAGGCAGAUUGGAGAACGCUGCAGGUAGGGACCAUGUCUUGUUGUGAUGGAGAGAGUCACUGCUCACCCUGAUGGCUCCUGCGUGGAGGGAGAGGGAACGAGGCACAGACAUGGAGCAGAACCGUAGAAUCAUAAAAUAGUUUGGGUUGGAUGGGACCUGCAAAGGUCAUCCAGCUCAACCCCCUGCAGCUAGCAGGGACAUCUUCAACGAGCCCUUCAACUAGAAGCGUCAGUUGGGUCUACUUGAGAGCAGUGCAGGUCCCACCAAACAGGAGUGACCCCCGCACUCUGGGGCACCCACAGCCCUUCCUGCCGUCUCCCAGCCCGUGUCCUGCUCUGGCCUCUCCCCACCCCCAUCACAUCGUCCUGCGCCGUGUUCCUGAUCGUUGCCCUCUGCCACCAUCUCUCCCCACCAGUGCCCCUGACACCGUCUGCCCUCCGAACGCCGCGGCCCCGCGUCCCACGCAGCAGCAGGCGGGCAGGCGGUGUGGGGAAGCUGGCUGUCCAUCGCUCCUCGAUCCUCAGAGCAGCAGCCGGUCUGGCCGUGCUCGGCCUGGGGUGGGGGCGCAGGAGGGUGUGCGGGAGCCGGAGAUGGUUCUGUUCUGCGCCGGGGCCAGGUCCUGCCCGCAGGUACCGCUGAGCCGGGGCCAGGUCCUGCCCGCAGGUACCGCUGAGCCGGGGCCAGCUCCAGCCCGCAGGUACCGCUGAGCCGGGGCCAGGUCCUGCCCGCAGGUACCGCUGAGCCGGUUGUCCAUGCACAUCCCUGGAGCGAGCUGGCUCUGCCCUGUGGAACCCGCGGGGCAAGAGGCCAUGUUCCUUGUUUCAGCUUCAGGGGAGCGUCUGGGAGCCCGGGUUGGGAAGCGCAGACCCGAGAGGGGGGAAGCUGUCUGCCGGGCUGCCUGCGGGAGUGUAUUUUCCUCCUUUCCUUGUUUUUGAAUUGCCCCGAGUUCAUCUUCAGCUGAAUCAGUGGCUCGUGGAGCCCUGACACAGUGAACCAGUGACAGAGUCUCUUUCACCACUUUGUCUACCCGGGGCAUGGGAGGCAAAUCUCAAGAGCUGAUGGUGUCCAGUGCCAGGGUGGGCUAAUGGUUGGACUUGAUGAUCUUGAGGGUCUCUUCCAACGUAAUUGAUUCUCCGGCUUAUUGCCCCGGCUUGCCCGGCUGCGGAGCAUGGUGCAGAAGGGUGGGUGUGCUCCACGGGGCCCGCGUGGGUCCUCACCCACGUCACCGCGGCAGAGCUGGUGGCGGUGGCAUCACAGGACACCCUUGCAGCAGAGCACAGGACGGGACACGUGUGCCCAGCGCAGGGGACGGGCCGAGCCACCCCCAGCAUCCAGCGCCGCUCGUAUGGCGGCUGUGGCGGGUCCGGCACCUGCUCCGUCCCCACGCUGCCAGCAGCCAGCGGCCACCGCGCAGCACAAACAGGGCAGGCCAGGAGCAGACGCCGGUGACGCGAGCGGGGACCGGGCGAGCUGGCGGUGGCGUUUUCCCGCUUCCCCCGGCUCGGGUGGCCCCGCAGCCUCUGCUCGGCGCCUGCCUCGGGUGUACAUUUGUAAUGUUCUGCGGUCUUUGUACGUCGGUGCGUGUGUUUGCCCGGGUGUGUGUAGGUGUGUGUGGGUGCGCGCGUGUAGCCAAGGGGUCUAUUUACUGUCAAUGUGAGGGGCUGUACAGGGGAAACUCCCAGAGGGGGGAACGGGGCUUUUUUUUGUUGUUAAAUUGUUUAGUUAUUUUGGGUUCCAGGUUUGGACUUUCUUUUGCGAGGGGGUGGGUCGGGGUCUGUUCUGGGUUGAUUGACAAGGUGAGGGGCCUUGAUUAGGACCAAAUUUUUGUGCCUGUUGCUCUGGUGAUUUAUUUAGAAAUCAAAAGUUUACUGUAUGGUGGCCCAUCCUUGUCACUCUAUACAUAUGAAUAUACAGGACAUAUUAUAAAUAUAUAUAUAUUAUACAUACUGUAUGGAGAGAGGUCAUUAAUCACCCUCUGGCUCUGGAUGGACACCUCUUGAACCUGCUGUAAUGUAGCUUUGACCCGGUGCUGGGAAGGACCAGAAAGCGCCAGCGCCCGUUGGAGAACUGGCAGUGACACCAAUAAAGGAAUGAGCAUCAUCGCA
This is a messenger RNA of Columba livia (rock pigeon), 5983 nucleotides long. It is a transcript of the gene KIF3C, whose product is annotated as kinesin family member 3C. The record is from RefSeq and is a predicted model, not a curated record. Gene Ontology annotation, biological process: spindle elongation; microtubule-based movement; mitotic spindle organization. Gene Ontology annotation, molecular function: ATP binding; microtubule binding; microtubule motor activity. Bases 122 to 2374 code for a protein of 750 amino acids. Lineage: Eukaryota; Metazoa; Chordata; Aves; Columbiformes; Columbidae. Gene Ontology annotation, cellular component: microtubule associated complex. The transcript has 8 exons.